This is a messenger RNA of Coffea eugenioides, 2028 nucleotides long. RefSeq names its product probable leucine-rich repeat receptor-like protein kinase At1g35710. The record is from RefSeq and is a predicted model, not a curated record. The coding region runs from base 1 to 2028 and encodes 675 amino acids. Lineage: Eukaryota; Viridiplantae; Streptophyta; Magnoliopsida; Gentianales; Rubiaceae. Gene Ontology annotation, molecular function: protein binding. The transcript is spliced from 5 exons.
AUGGAGAGAGUUUUCUGCUACUUCAUUUCUGCCCUUCUGUUGGCUACUUCUAUGUUAGCUAGCUUUUCCCUAGCCAAGACCAACAUCAGCACUGAUACAAUGGCCCUCCUUGAAUUGAAAGAUCAUAUAACUUCAGAUCCUUACUCUAUCUUAGCCAAAAAUUGGUCCAUUUCUUCAUCUGUUUGUAACUGGAUUGGUGUCACUUGCAGCUAUACUCAUCACCACAGAGUAAGAGCCUUAAAUAUUUCGAACAUGGGUCUUGCAGGAAGUAUCCCUUCCAAUCUUGGAAACCUGUCCUUUCUUGUUUCUCUUGACAUGGGAAAUAAUUCCUUUCAUGGCCAUUUGCCAGAAGGGAUGGCUCAUUUGCGUCGAAUCAGAUUUAUUUCUUUAAGCCACAACAAUUUCACGGGAGAAAUUCCGUCAUGGUUUGGUUUCUUGGAGAAACUUCAACACCUCUCAUUAAGAAACAACUCUUUUACUGGCUUUCUCCCUCCUCCUCUCUUCAAUAUCUCCGGUUUGGGAGUCAUAGAUUUUUCAGAGAACAACUUGUCUGGCAUUAUUCCUGUUGACAUGUGCAACAAUCUUCCGAGUCUCAAAAGGCUUCUAGUUUCUUCAAAUAAGUUGAAUGGUCAAAUACUAUCCGGUAUAUCCAAAUGCUGGAGACUCGAGGUAUUAUCACUGUCAAAUAACGAGUUUAGCGGACGCAUCCCUAGAGAAGUUGGGAACUUACAAAUGCUGGAGGAGCUGUAUCUGGGCGGGAACAACUUGGGAGGUAAUAUUCCAAAAGAGAUAACUAGUCUUCCCAAUUUGAGAACUUUUUCGGUAUUAAGCAGCAAUCUUGUGGGCAUCAUACCAGCAAGCAUGUUCAACAUGUCAAAGCUGCAAUAUCUACAUCUCGGUAACAAUAGCCUAACCGGUACUCUUCCAGAAAAUUUGUGCGACAAUCUUCCCAAGAUUGAAUUCCUUUACCUAAUCAAGAACAAACUACACGGUCAGAUUCCAAGCAACAUAGGUAAAUGCUCAUCACUUCGAGAAUUGUCAUUGGCCCGCAACAGAUUCACCGGUUUCAUACCACAGGAGUUUGGGAAUUUAACUAUUCUUGAGGGUCUAGAUAUUAGCGUCAAUAACUUGACAGGAGAAAUACCAAAAGAGAUUGGCAAUUUAACUAUGAUACAGAACCUAUAUCUUUAUGAGAACAACUUGACAGGUUUCAUUCCACAAGAAAUGGGCAAACUUUCCAAGUUGGAGAGCCUUGACUUGGAAUUAAAUAGGUUAGGUGGACCGAUCCCUGCUUGGAUUUUCAACAUCUCAACAAUUCAGUUUCUGUCACUUUCAGCCAAUAGUUUUUUUGGCAGUCUUCCGCCAAAUAUGUGUCAUGUGUUGAAAAAUUUGCAAGGGCUUUAUCUUGCUGGGAAUUAUUUGAGUGGAAAUAUACCUAUGUCUAUCUCAAAUUGUUCAAGACUAACUAUCAUAACCCUUCUUAGUAAUGAAUUCACUGGUUCAAUUCCUGAUUCUCUUGGCAAUUUAAGACAACUCAAUGUUCUACAGCUAUCGGACAACAAGUUGACAAGUGAAUCUUCAUCUCAAGAAUUGAGCCUUUUUAGUUCCCUUGCAAAUUGCAUGCUCAUAAGACAUAUUUCGUUGGAACGAAAUCCAUUGAAUGGCGUCCUUCCAAAUUCCCUCGGGAACCUUUCUAGCUCCAUUGAAAUAAUAUAUGCAUUUGGCAGUGGAAUCAUGGGAAGCAUUCCAGGCAGCAUUGGCAAUUUAAGCAAUUUGAUAGCAUUAAGGCUAGACAACAAUCAGUUGACUGGGUCCAUUCCCACUUCUGUGAAAGGAUUGGGAAAGCUUCAAGGCUUAUAUCUCCACAACAACAUCAUCACUGGAACUCUUUCUACUGAUCUCUGCAACUUGCGUAUGUUGAACGAUUUUAAUAUAAGCCAGAAUCAAAUUUCAGGUUCAAUUCCAGGAUGUUUAGGCAACAUUACAUCCAUCAGGUCUGCCACUGUUAGUGUCACAGAUCAAAGUUAA